AACCAGCGGCUUUGAAAAGCAGAGGGAACCACGGCCGAGGACCACCAUUGCCUACAAAUUGGAGAGCUCAAUCUGCAGCGACUCAACCCUCCCCUGUUUGGGCUUCCAGACUGAAUGCUGGUGAUCGUAACUCAUGAGGCUCGUUAAACGAGCUCGUUUUUGUCAUUAGCUAUUGGUGCUGUUAUAUUAGCCGUUAGUAGAGGAUCAGGACUUGACAUCACACAACAGAAUCCGAGCUCCCAAGGUCCAAACUUGCGGAUUGUGGGGGCCACCACGCCCACGGCUGCAUCAAUGGUGUUGAAGAAAUUUCUCCAUUGUCGGGGAUUGAGGACUAGGGUUUUAAGUUUUGACAAAGUUUUCUGCUUCGCCAUUGACGAGGAUGUUCUUCUAUCGCUGUUUUUCUGAGCGCAGAUGCGCAGAACUCUCAACGGAAUUUGCUUCAGAGACGCAGCCAGGUGGGACAAGCAGAAGGAAAAGGCCGGCAAAUUGUCCUGUUUAUUGAAGGCUUUUUUUGGCAGGAGAUAUAAGUUCCAGUGUCUGUGACAAUGGAAGAUCAUCAAGGAAAUUUGUCACCUUCGUCAUCUUCCUCAUCUUCUUCAUCCUCUUCCUCCUCACCCAACCAACAGCCCUUGUCAAUUGAUGAGGAACUUUGGCAGAUAGGUGAAGAAAGGGCCCAGGAGAUACUAUACAUCAUUCAGCCAAAUGUCGUUUCUGAGAUGCGGCGAAAGGAAGUUGCUGAGUAUGUUCAGAGUCUGAUUAGAGGCUGCUAUGGGGCAGAGGUCUUCCCAUUUGGCUCAGUCCCACUAAAAACCUAUCUUCCUGAUGGAGAUAUUGACUUGACUACUCUCUGUCAAGAGAAUGAAGGAGAUUUAGCUAAAGCUGUUUGCAAUAUACUUGAAAGUUUAGAGGACUCUGAAUAUCAAGUAAAAGACAUACAAUAUAUACGUGCACAGGUCCCAGUCGUGAAAUGCACUGUGAAAAAUAUAGCCGUUGACAUUUCUUUUAAUCAGAUUGCAGGACUCAGUACCCUGUGUUUUCUGGAGAAGGUUGAUGAGCUUGUUGGGAAAAACCAUCUUUUCAAACGUGGAGUUAUCUUGAUCAAAGCCUGGUGCUAUUAUGAGAGCCGAAUUCUUGGUGCACACCAUGGCCUGAUAUCAACAUAUGCUGUCGAGACAUUAGUCUUGUAUAUUAUGAAUCUUUUUCAUUCAUCUGUUCGUGGUCCUUUAGAGGUGCUGUAUAAAUUCUUGGACUAUUAUAGCUCGUUUGAUUGGGACAGCUAUUGUCUUAGUAUAAAUGGCCCAGUAGCCAUAUCUUCCCUUCCAGAAAUUGUUGAGACGCCAGACUGUGGUUGGGAUGACUUGCUGCUCAGUAAGGAGUUUCUGCAAAAUUGCAGAGAUAUGUUCUCUGUUCCUGCGAGGGUAUGUGAAACUGCGGCUCAGGAAUUUCCUAUUAAGCAUUUGAACAUUUUAGAUCCUCUAAGAAGCAACAACAAUCUGGGCCGUAGCGUCAGCAGAGGAAAUUUCCAUCGAAUAAGAUUUGCACUUUCCUUUGGUGCUAGAAAGCUUAGGGAAAUCCUUACACUUCCAGGGGAAAACAUGGGUGCAGCUCUUGAGAAGUUUUUCAUGAACACUCUGGAUAGAAAUGGGAAAGGACAAAGACCAGAUGUUCCAGUUCCUGUUCCUGCAUUUGGAACUGGGAGAUCCGAAGUGUCCGUCCUCAGUGGAGAUUAUAACAGUUAUUAUGGUGGCCUACAAUAUAGUCAAUUGUAUCACAAUUAUAGCAUUCCAUUUGCCACCCAUCAAAUUUUACCAUCAUCACCUUCUCAAGCUGAUGUUGCCCAUCAAAUUUUUCCAUCAUCGCCCGCUCAAGCGGAUGUCCAUGCACUGUCAAGCCAACAGACUUGGGGUAUGGUUUACCAAUUAGGUAAUGAUUUAUACGUACCAAUACAGACAUUCUACCAUCCAAAUGCUUCACAGCAAUUUGAAGCAACUUUCAGUGCUGAAGAGAAGGGGAAGUCUCGAGGAACAGGCACAUACAUACCCGACACGCUACAUACAUAUAAUUCCUACUACAAGGAUAAGCAUACGAAAGUAUUCAGGCAGAGAGGAUCUACUUCUGCAGAUGCUAAUAUACUGCCAAAAUCACACCAGAAGGAGGAACUAUUGCAGAUUCAAUCCGAGACAGACGUGAAUUUUGAUUCAAGGCCCUUCAAAAUCACAACUGAAGAAUUCCCUCUUCUUUCAAACUUUCAAAUGACCAGCUCCCCAUCUGAAGCCCAAGGCUCUGUUCAGUUAAACCCUGAAUCCGAACAACCCAGAAGUUCCUCUUCCUUACUGAAUAUUGAUUUUGGAACAUACAGUUCUGACAAGCCACUGAUAAAACCACCUUUGCCUGGAAAACAUGAUAAGCCAGAACCUGCAGUUUCGGCAACUCUGGGAUCUCUGUUGGGUGUCCCAAAGAUGGACAUGAACAGGAAAGAGAAAAUUGCUGAGGAGAUGAAUUGACAAUCUCUAAACUGCAAUAAUAGUCAUUUUGUAGGAUUUUAGGAUAAUGUCAAACAAUGGCAAGUCCUAAUGUGUUUGAUACUAUUAGUGUAUGCAGAGUUAGAUACUAAUGGUAUAGUUGUGACAGACUUAACAGCUGAGGAACUGUCCUGACUUGAGGCCCUUGCCUCUUCCGCUCGGAUUAUUUAGAUAGCCAAUAUAUGCCCCAUCUCCUCUCCGGUGGGAGAAGACUUGGCUAUUUCACUUAGGACUGUUUUGCAUUUAUUUUCUUUUCUUGAGUCGAAAGAAAUUUGUACAUGACUCUUAACAUAUAUAAUAGUCAAUCACCUAGAGCAUAUGGGGUUCAUUCUUGUAUGAAUAGCCUA
Neltuma alba is the source of this 2869-nucleotide messenger RNA. RefSeq lists its product as uncharacterized. Lineage: Eukaryota; Viridiplantae; Streptophyta; Magnoliopsida; Fabales; Fabaceae. The record is from RefSeq and is a predicted model, not a curated record.